ACAUGUGUGCGUGAGAGUGCGCCAUGAGUGCGGUGCUGGUGUUGCUGCUGGUGGCGCUGGCCGCCGGGCCGGGGAGGCCGGAGAGUUCGACGCGGGGGUCGGACGAGAACGCGAACGCGACCGUGUGGUCGGCCAGGACGGUGGUGGACGCCGCGGCCGGCGCCAGCAACGCGACCAACGCGACGACGGACAGGGGCCUGGACAGCGGCAACCCGUUCUGGGACCGCCUGUACUGGGAGUGCGGCAAGCGGACGUCGCUGCGCUGCGUGCAGAAGAGCGCCUUCCGCUUCCUCAAGAAGUCCCUCGGCGAGAAGGACGUGUUCGUGACGGACAGCCUGGUGUUCCGGCACAACCACAACGCGGCCGUGACGCCGCACCCGCUGGCCGGCGUGGCAACCAUGCUCUCCGGCGAGCCCGCCGCCCUCAAGCACGACGACGGCGCGGACAGCCUCGAGAACGAGCUGCUGCAGCCCAACGCGCUGCCCUCCGUGGAGGACCUCACGGACGACCUGUACGACCAGGGCAUGAGCUUCAUCAAGUCCCACGACGUGCACCUCAGGCUGCCCUCGCUGCUUGGCGGCGCCGAGGUGCGCCUGUCGCCGCGCGCCUUCGAAGAGGACGGAGCCACGUUCAAGAUCUCGUUCAGCCGGCCGCACGUGGACCCGGCCCUGGACCAGGCCCUGGACCAACAGCGCGCCGCCCGCUUCAUGUUCAACGUCAACAAGGGCAGCAUCCUCAAGAGAAUAACGCAGAAACUGUUCAAGAAGAAGCUGAUGACGAGCUUCUUCGCGCUGCUGCUCAUCGUCAAGAUGAUCAAGGUGAAGCUCAUGUUCCUACUGCCCCUCAUCCUGGGCGUGGGCACGGCCAAGAAGCUGCUGCUCAAGGUGCUGCUGUUCCUGUUCCCCGCGCUGUCCCACCUGUUCAAGCUGUGCUCGUACUACCACGCCAACUACGCCAAGUACCACCACCACCACCACAAGAUCGCGCACCACCACCACGUGAUCCCCGUGCCCGUGCCGCAGCCCGUGGUCGUCGGCCAGGGCCUCGGCCAGGGUGCCAACCCCUGGGACGACCAGCGCGUCUACAGGCACACGCCCAACGCCGGCGGCAAGCGGAAACAAGGAGGGGUGGACACCGCGACGCCCAGCCCGUCCUCGCCGCCGCCCGCGCCGAGCCUGGCAAACGUGGUGGGCCCCACAGUGGAGGUGGCCUACGACGCGUUCUACAGCCCGCUGCUGCAGCGCAUGGACAACGUGUUCGUGCAGCUGGGCUUCAACGAGGAGGCCUGCCGGGAGCGCCUCGUCUGCUCCAUGUACAAGAAGCCCUCGCGGUUCGCGCCGCACUCCAACCUCGUCUCGGCGGAGCUCAGCAGGGACCCCACUGAGCUGCAGAAGCCGUCCUCCCUCAACUCGGCCGUGGUGCGCUUCUACCGCUACGUGCAGGCCGCCCGCGACGGCCAGAACGCCAAGGACUGCCUGACGCUGUACCCGGCCUGCACCGUCAACACGGACCUGUGACCGCGCUCCCGGCCUGCAGAGUGAUUCCGGGCGGGGCUUUCGUCGGUCUGUCUCUCUCGCACCCUUGCGGGGCGCCCCAUCAGUGCGAGAGAGAGGCCGCCCACUCGGAAUCGGCCUGCGGGGCGGCUUGCUCCACUUCCCAAGCAGCACGACAUGUUUACACGAGUUUUGACGAACGUUCCGACAGUUUCCUGCGCGGGGGCCAGCUCGCCGCAAGGUCUUGCUGGCCCUCGGCGCCGCGGCCGUCUUGCACACAGUGGGCCGGAAGAGCGGCGCAGGCGGCCAAAGCUCUGGACGCGUUUUGAGCUCCAGAGUCGCCAAACGGGACUCGAACCGAAUCGUGUGAUCC
This is a messenger RNA of Thrips palmi, 1866 nucleotides long. RefSeq lists its product as uncharacterized. The record is from RefSeq and is a predicted model, not a curated record. NCBI's taxonomy places the organism in Eukaryota, Metazoa, Arthropoda, Insecta, Thysanoptera, Thripidae. Bases 24 to 1517 code for a protein of 497 amino acids. The transcript has 6 exons.